This is a messenger RNA of Fopius arisanus, 6616 nucleotides long. It is a transcript of the gene Galphas, whose product is annotated as G protein alpha s subunit. The transcript is spliced from 10 exons. Gene Ontology annotation, cellular component: heterotrimeric G-protein complex. Gene Ontology annotation, biological process: sensory perception of chemical stimulus; adenylate cyclase-activating dopamine receptor signaling pathway. Lineage: Eukaryota; Metazoa; Arthropoda; Insecta; Hymenoptera; Braconidae. The coding region runs from base 2266 to 3411 and encodes 381 amino acids. Gene Ontology annotation, molecular function: G-protein beta/gamma-subunit complex binding; G protein-coupled receptor binding; GTPase activity. The record is from RefSeq and is a predicted model, not a curated record.
UUGGUGGGUCCUAGCAGAGCGACGACAUGUUGGCUACAGGGAGCACCUCGUCUCGGACGUUUCGUUUGCUCGUUACCUCGGGGUAUAUUGAGUGAGGGAGGUGGGUGAAGGGAAAAAAAAAGGAGAAUAAAAAAAAAACUCUCUGCUUCCCCGUUUGAAGUGAUAGGGGGACAAGAGGCUCUAAUCAGCCAUUCGUUGAGAAUUUGUUAAUUAUUUAUCUCUCGAUUCAACCUGACAAUUUUACCCUGAAAAAUUCAUGGACUCGUGUGGAUCAUCGAGUAAUUCUACAAGUGAGGAAAACGAGUUUUUGGAUUAUUCGUGAUACCCUCCAGUGAUUACAGUCCAGGGGGAUAGAGAAGGCUCGAUUCUAGUGUGGGGGCGGAUUUGUCUGUGAAAAAGUCCACCGAUCAGUGUUGUGACAUUAAAAUAAUUUUUAUUUUCGAUUUAACUGGAGUCACAUCGGAUUUUAAUUUCCUUCUUUCAGUGAUCUGGUCUCUGGUGGUUCCAAUCGCACGGAUGAACCUGGAGAUGCUGCUCAGUUCGAUUUAACAUUCCAUUAAAAUUUUUUUAUCAACAAUAAAAAAAAUACCAGUGAAGUUCGAGGAAUAAUUGCUGGCACGAUGAGCUGCUAAAUUGUUAAAUUCGCAAAUUACACGAAAUUAAUAUCCAGAUAUAUGUGAGUGCAUUUGUGUGCGCGCGCGGGUUCCUCUAUUAUAUAUAUACCAUAUAUAUGUAAACAUAUAUGUAUGUAUAAUCGAAACCAAACGAGGAAGCAAGAGGAAAAGGGGAAAAAAAAAUGAAAAUUCGCGUGGAGUAACCAGGAGAGCUCAACACCGGAGUAAUAUUGAUAAUAAUAAUAAGGAGAGGAAUAAAUAAAAAAAUCGAGGGAUUAAUUCAUGAAGAGGAUCAUUGAUUUUGAUACGAGGAUGUGGAUGAGACCAGGCACAGGGCAGACAGUUCAGAACUAGUGCAAAAAGUUUGUCAUCAUUUACUCCUCAUAUUCGACUAAUUUUUUUUAUCGCUAAUUUUUUAAUGACUCCUUUUUCUUUCGGCUGAUCUGUCCCUGUCGUUCGGAGCUCGAUCUGGCAGCAACAAGAACCGUCAGCCAAUACGUGAAGCGAUCUAUUUUAACAUUUCAUCGUAAGUGACUUGGGGAUUUUAGUGUACAUGCCUUGUGAGGUGGGUGGUGGAGAGGUGUAAAGAAGCGACAACGAGGCGAGGUUCUAUCUCUCGAAACACGCGCCUGUGUCAUCGUUUUACCCAGUGGAUUCAACUGUUGUGCCCUCCAGAGUAUAUCCCAUUUUUGGAAGAUUGAAACAAGAGGUUCAACCCUUGAAACAAUUGUCCACUGUCAACGAGAAACAAGAAAGCGCCCAAUAAUUCAUACACACCAUCAAUUUGGAUGUCUCAUCUGAUAAUCUUUUCCUGAAAUUAUUCCACGAUUAAUGGAUAAAUUGGCCUAGUCAUCGAUGUGCUGAGAUUGGUCAAUUACUGGUGCUCCAAACUUGUGGAUUUAAUCAGUCAAGCUGUUGGAAAUCAAUUUUCGGAUAAUUGUCUUGUGCUGUUGGCGGAGUCAACGCAUCGUGGAGAGAUCGUUGAAUAAUUAAUAAGCACUAUUCAAGGUCCAUGUGGAUUCUUGACAGAUAUGACACGAAACACGCCCCGAUGUGAAGAGUAAAAGCCAAGGAAAGGCAAAGUUAUUGUCGUUUGAUAUUUAAGUGUCAGCUUGAGGAUAUUGUCGAUACUCUGCUGCUCCCUGGGUUCGAUUAAUCGGAUCUUGGGUGCAUGUGAUUUUAAUUUGCUGGUGAUUUUGAAGAAUCAAUCGGGCGUGUAACGACACAUUAUAGCUGGCACUUCAUUACCACUGCUGAUUGUUACAAUUUUCCUCUGUGGAAGUGGAGGAAAAACAGGAAAAAGGGGGUGUGGAGGGGCCGGGGGAGGAGGACGAGGAGGACGAAAAGGAGAAGGUGGCGAAUUAUAGGCGGCACGAGAAGAAGAGGGAACGUAAGAAAAAAAGACAAAAAGGUGGAUAUAAUAUUCAUGAAUAAUGAGAUAUGGAUUAAUAAUAGAGUCAGUGGGAUUAAAAUUAAAAAUUCAUUUAACGGAGACUCAUUAAUAACGAUACAAGUGGCUGCUGGAUACUGCUGGUACCAUCAUUGAAAUCCCUUGAUUUUGGAUAUAAUAAUAAAUUGAUAAAGUGCUGAGUUAACUGUUGGGGAAACAAAAACAGGGAAGAACAACAAUUUGUUGUGUGGCUCGUAUGUCAUGGGGUGUUUCGGCAGCCAGAGCAGCAAGGCCAGCCAGGAUGACAGCAAGACCCAGAAGAGGCGUUCAGACGCUAUCACCAGACAGUUGCAGAAGGAUAAGCAAGUCUAUAGAGCAACGCACAGGCUUCUAUUGCUCGGGGCUGGUGAGUCCGGAAAAAGUACCAUCGUGAAGCAAAUGAGAAUAUUGCACGUCAACGGUUUCAGUGAAGCGGAGAAGCGCCAAAAAAUCGAGGAUAUCAAGAAAAACAUCCGGGAUGCUAUCUUGACGAUAACAACCGCUAUGAACACGUUGACACCACCAGUGCAACUCGAGAAUUCAGAAAAUCAGAGCAAAGUUGACUAUGUGCUGGAUGUCUCGUCAUCCCCUGAUUUUGAUUAUCCACCGGCAUUCUACGGAAUUGUCGAGACAUUGUGGAAAGACCGAGGUGUUCAACAGAGCUUCGAGAGGAGCAACGAGUAUCAGCUCAUUGACUGCGCCAAAUAUUUUCUAGAUAAAGUUGCCAUCGUCAAACAGCCCGAUUACACGCCAACUGAACAGGAUAUUCUAAGGUGUCGAGUUCUCACGUCGGGCAUCUUCGAGACUCGAUUUCAAGUUGACAAGGUCAACUUUCAUAUGUUCGACGUUGGGGGCCAGAGAGAUGAAAGGAGGAAAUGGAUACAGUGUUUCAAUGACGUGACUGCAAUAAUAUUCGUUACUGCUUGCAGUAGUUACAACAUGGUGCUCAGGGAAGAUCCAACAAAGUUGAGACUCCGAGAGAGUCUUGAUUUAUUCAAAAGUAUUUGGAAUAAUAGGUGGUUACGUACAAUAUCUGUAAUCUUGUUCUUGAAUAAACAAGAUCUCUUAGCUGAAAAAGUUAAGGCAGGUAAGCACAAAUUGGAGGACUACUUUCCAGAAUUUUCACGAUACCAAACUCCAGUUGAACCCGGUGUCGUAGCAGAUCCUUCAGAACCUGCAGAAGUUAUAAGAGCUAAAUAUUUCAUCAGAGAUGAAUUUCUUCGUAUCAGUACAGCUAGUGGAGAUGGGAAACACUACUGCUAUCCACAUUUUACCUGUGCAGUUGACACAGAAAACAUCAAGAGAGUAUUCAAUGACUGUCGUGACAUAAUUCAACGUAUGCAUCUGCGGCAAUACGAACUCUUGUGACUUGGUUUCUACCAUUGCCUAGUAUUGUCUGUCCAAAAAUUAUUAUUUACCUCUCCUCCAUUUACAAAACACCAAUUGUGUAAACAAUUAUAUACUCAUCCACGAACAAGUUAAGACAAAAAAAACGUGCAGAAAAAUGGAGAUGAAUCGAUCAAUUUGCUCGAAUAAUAAACCUAGAGAAAAAUGAAUGAAUGAAUAAAAAUAACAUCAAAAUAAGUUGCCUCCGACGUGGAAAAAGCUUUACCAAAUCAAAUAGCAGAAGGAACAAAUUAACGCCUUGAUUGGCCACUUGGGACUUAUUUCCUCAAAAUAGGUCGGAAUUAAUUGUUCAAAUUAUCAACAACAUCCCUUCCCUUCCUAUCUACCUAGCCCCUGCCACCAAAUAACAAUUUUAUUAUAUUUACACUAUUCUUUCCAAUGUCACUCGACGCACUGUGAUCCGUUACCUCGAAUCUUAUUUUUCUUUUCUUUUUCUUUCAAAUUUUAUUGUUUAUAUGAGAUCUGAUGAUACCGGAAAGUAACAGAAGAGUAACAUAAACGAUCUGUCAAAUUAUUAAUUUCUCGAAGCACACGAAUCUCUUGGAACAUUGCAACAUCCUGAACAUUGUGAUUUUGCCAAUUUAUAUUUUUUUAUCACGCAUGUCCAACAGCACCAAACAUCCCUACUGUUAAACAACAAAAAAAAGAACAAGUAUUUUUUCGUUUUUCUUUUUUCGUUUUUUUCUCUUCAUUUUUUGUGAGAUUUUACAGUAUUUCGAGGUUUUAUUUCUCAUUAUACAAUGUAUGUAUGUAUGUAUUGACUAUGUACAGAGGGCGUCAAUCUGAUUCGGAGUUGUUUUUAAAUAAUUUAUUUAUCAUUUAGUAAAUAUACCUCAGGCAUUAAUUCUCUACUCCCACCUCUCCCCACCAUCAAACGAGAGUGAUUGAUACCGGAAAAAAGGAAAACGAGGGGAAAAAAAAAACAUUUUUUUACACAUUCACUCUCACUUUCGCAAUCGUUCUAUGAGCGCAAUUCACAUCAAUUUGUAAUUGUAUACACAAUCUCAAGAGUGAAUAAAAGAUUGUUCUUGGAGAGUAAAAAUAAAAUUACGUAGAAAACAUUCGACUCCUCCGAGACAAAAAUUAAAAAAAAAAAGAUAUAUAUGUAUAAUAAAGAGAGGAAACAAAUUCUAUCUAUAUACGGUGUGAACAUGUGUGUGCAGUUGCGUACCUGUACGUGAAGAAUGAAAGGUGCAUUCUAAAUCAUUCAUUGAUAAUUAAGUGAAUAUUUAAAUGAUAAUAAAAUGUACGUAGCAGGCAGAAAGAGGUGGAAAGAGGGCUGAUGCGAAAUGGAUUGUCGAUGCAACCGAUGAUUUUAAAUAGUGCAACGUCAAAUUUGUUUUUAUACGUACGGAGAGUGUUUUAUCAUUGAAAAAAAACUCGGUAUUAGUCAUGUGUAAAUUGAAUAACAAAGUUACAAUAAGAGUUGUGGACGUUAGUCAUACGAUGAUGAAUUAUGGUGAAAAAUUGAUGUUUUUUUUAUUAGAGAGCCCUUCCCAUUGGAAUAGAAUGCAAUGGAGUGUGUACGUAUUUUGCGCACACGAAAAAAUUUAAAAGAAAAUUAUAAAAAAAAAAGCAAAAAAAAAGAAAACAAAAUAGGGAAUCAUAUUUAUGUGUCUGUAUCUAUAUCUCAAUACUUGUCUUGCGAGGAUGCCACACAGACUUUUUUUUUCGAAUUAUCUUGUUUUAUUUAUUGUUAAUUGAUUAUUUAAGGAAAAUUUGCGAGUUUUAAAUAAAAAAUGGUCAAAUAAAAUGGCAAAAACGUGAAGUAACGCGCAUUUUUGAAUAACAACGGAUAAAUCAGGGUGAAAAUGGAAAUUCAAUAUAUCAUAUAUCAAUGUAUUAUAUUAUUUUUGGCACAAAAGAAUAUAUAUUAAUAUAUAUGAAGCGUGAAAUGCGUGAGUUUCACGUUUCGUUUUUAAUUCUGAGUUGACCUUUUUCCUUUUUAUCAGAGGUCUGUGCGGUGUCGUACCGGCUCAUAUAUAUAGUAAUAUCAAUUAUAUAAAACAAAAAAAAAAACAAAACUACCAUACAAUUAAUAUAGUAACCAUAGACAUGUUAAUGGUCGUAUGACUCGAUUAACUUUAUCGUCGAUGCCAUUGUUAACGAAGGUGAAAAGAAAAAUACAAAAAAGAUCGGUAAUUAUUAUAAUAGAAGUAAUAAUACAAGUGAGAAUCUAAGUACGAGUAAAGCAAGUGCAGAAGAGAAAAUAGUGUAAGGGAUGAUGGAGGAAGGGGCACCAUAAGUGAUGAUUGACAUUGUCGAAUUUCUAUAUUUUAGGUCCAUCGCACAAUAUUUUGAUUUUGCCUCGAAGAGAGAAUACGAAUGACCAAUGUUCACUCAGAGAAGAGAAAAGGGAUAUAUUUUCCCUUUGUUCCUUUUACUGUUGUCUUUAUAGUUUUUUCUCUUGCUUAUUUUCUUUUUCAAUUUCUAUCAUUGAAAUGAGUAUACGUAAUACGAUAAUACAAAUGUCCGAUGGUUUGAACGUGUACGAGAAAUAAUUGCGUGAGAGUCCCUUCUCAAGGUCCGUUCUUAGUUCCAAUUGUUCCAAACAUUGAGGAAUAUGUAAAUAAUCGAUGAGAAUUCGUCUUUUUGGGAUGAUGAGGAAAAAAAAAUGCCACGAGGGCCGAAUAAUGAGUAGAAAAGAAUAAUUAAUUGACAUUAGUUGAAUAAAUAAAAUGAAAUUAAUAACUUAUCCGUCUGCGGUUAUCGUCAAUGUACCAUAGAUGGAAAGUGUUUUUUCCUAGUAAAUGAAAAUUUCUUGUUGUUGUUACUGUUCAUAUUCAUUAUUUUUAUCAUAUGUUGAUGCUUAAUAUAUCUCUUGGUAAAAAAAAAACGCCAUUGAACCUUCCAGAGUAUUAUGAAAUUGCUGUGUGCAGCCUCCAACUCGUUCUCGUGGUCAAGCCCUCGAUGAUACAUUAUCAUUCUUCAAAAGCUCUCGGUGGAAGAAUAUCGCUUAUUAUUUUUAAUGAAAUAUGAGAAUGAAUAAUAAGAGCGUUUACAUCUCAUCAGUGAAAGUAAAUUGUCUAUGUGCGUAGUUCGUCCUUCCGUAUUUUGGUAUUAUAUUUUAAUUGUAAGUACUGUCCCCUUUCAUGUAUAUAUCUAUUACGUACACGUAUGUAUAAAUAUAUUUAACAAAAGGAAAAUAUAUAUUGAACAAAAAGGA